CUUGACUGCAAGGGAAAGCUCAGAUUUCAACUGGGCUGGAAGUUAGGUCUCAGGAUCCAAAAGGAGCACCCGGGGUACCUGCCCUGCCUCCUACCCUGUUCCGUGUAUAUCACUAUGGAAUUUGCCAACUUCAGCAGCUUUAAGGGGCAUGCUGUUUGCAGACUCCUAUUAACAGUGAGAACUCUUUGCAGGGAAGGAAAAAUAAACUUGUCUAGGAGAUGUAACUGAGCAAUCUCUCUUUUUUGAUACAGCGGCAAUGAGAAUGACCUGUUCUUUGAGGAGGAUGGCCCAAAACAGAUGAAGGGCAGCUUCCAAGACCUGGACCUCAGCUCCACAGGAGAUGGGGGCAUCCAGCUUCAAUUCUCCCACCAACUUUACAACAAGACUUUCAAGCAUGUCGUGUCAAUCAUUGUGGCUAUGGAGAAGCUGAAGAAGAUACCCGUUCCCUGCUCACAGGCCUUCCAGGAUGAUGACUUGAGGAGCCUCUUUUCUGUCAUCUUUGAAGAAGAACCCAUCAUCUGCGACAACUGGGAUGAAGGUUAUGUAUGUGAUGCAGCUGUGCAUUCAGUGAACUGCAGACUCCGGGACAUAUACCAUAAAUCCCUGGUGCUGUCCGGUGCAUGCGAGCUGCAGGCUGUCCACCUCAAUGGAGAGAAUACAAACCAACAAGUGGUGUUCUGCAUGAGCUUUGUGCAAGGAGAAGAAGAGACUGACAAGAUACCUGUGGCCUUGGGCCUCAAGGGAAAGAAUCUGUACCUGUCUUGUGGGACGAAAGAUGGGAAGCCCAUCCUGCAGCUGGAGACAGUAGACCCCAAUACUUACCCAAAGAGGAAAAUGGAAAAGCGAUUUGUCUUCAACAAGAUGGAAAUCAAGGGCAACGUGGAAUUUGAGUCUGCAAUGUACCCCAACUGGUACAUCAGCACCUCUCAAGCAGAAAAAAAGCCCGUCUUCCUAGGAAAUACCAGAGGCGGCCGGGACAUAACUGAUUUCAUCAUGGAAAUCACCUCUGCCUAAGAAUACUACAUCCAGAGAGUCCACAUGUGAUAAAUAAUGCUUAAGAGUGGCAGAGGGGAAUAGAAGGGUUUGAACAUGCUGCAGGCUGCACUUCACUGUUGUCUAAUCAAUGCCCAGCUGCCUUCCCUAUAUUAGUGCUAAGGAAAGCUCCUGCCCACCAGGCGGGUGGAGCAGCCCCGUCUCCCAGAGCCAAUCCUCAGACCCCCUCUGCUGAGCAGGGCCUCUCUCACCUCUGUUACUCACUCAAAGACAGCCAGGUAGAAAUCUCUGCACUGCAGUUCAAAGAAACCCUCUGUCGUUUGCACCCAGCUUCUGAUGAGCAACUGCUUAAUUAUUUAUUUAUUUAUUUAUUGGUGGGUUAGUCUAUUUAAUUUAAUUCAAGGUGGCCAGGAAGCAGCACUGUCUGUGAAAGACCCCAAUUUUCAACAUCUAUGGAACCAGUUUAAUUUGGACUAGUGUACC
This is a messenger RNA of Equus quagga, 1476 nucleotides long. RefSeq names its product interleukin-1 beta-like. Lineage: Eukaryota; Metazoa; Chordata; Mammalia; Perissodactyla; Equidae. The coding region runs from base 298 to 1014 and encodes 238 amino acids. Gene Ontology annotation, biological process: immune response; positive regulation of immature T cell proliferation in thymus; inflammatory response. The transcript has 5 exons. Gene Ontology annotation, molecular function: interleukin-1 receptor binding; cytokine activity. The record is from RefSeq and is a predicted model, not a curated record.